AUGAUUUUAGCACCUGAGGAAUGUGGAUGUCCUAUAGUAGAAGAAGGGCCAAGUCUAGUCAACUCGCCAGUAUGUGGCGGCAACUUGUUGUUCAUGGUGUUACUCCAAGGGUAUCUAUGGGGUCGCUGCAGUAUAUCGACCCCAUGCAAGAGGAUUGAGUCUGUGGAUGAGACGGAGCAAGAAUAUGACUUCAUAGUCGUUGGCGCUGGCUCCGCGGGGUCCAUCGUAGCUGGACGUCUUACUGAGAAUACAACUUAUAAGGUACUAUUACUGGAAGCAGGGGGUCCUGAACCCCUAGGAGUUCGAGUUCCAUCAUUCUACAGGACAUUUUGGGACAACCCCUACGUGGACUGGCAGAUACGUACCGUGCCUAGUGAUUACUGCCUCGAUCAAGAUGGAUUGGGUUGCAAAUGGCCGCUCGGAAAAGGAUUGGGAGGAACAAGUCAACUGAACGGAAUGAUGUACCAUCGUGGUCACCAUGCUGAUUAUGACUGCGACUGGGUGGAAGCUGGCGCUAAGGGCUGGUCCUGGGAUGAAAUCAAACCGUUCAUGGACAUGGCUGAGGGCAACAAACAGAUUGGUUCCCUUGUGGAUGGAAAAUAUCAUUCUGAUAGUGGAAAAAUGCCUAUUCAGACAUUCCGUUACCAGCCCCCUGCGUUGUACGACCUGAUGGAUGCCAUCAACGAAACUGGUCUGCCGCUCAUCAAGGACAUGAACGACCCCAACACCCCUGAAGGGUUCGUCAUUGCACAGGCUUUCAACGAUAAUGGCCAACGCUACACCACAGCACGUGCCUACCUGCCUCCCAAGUCAGAACGCCCGAACUUGAACGUCAAGCUCCAUGCUCACGUAACCAAAGUCCUAUUCAGGCGCAAGAAGGCUAUUGGAGUAGAAUAUGUGGAUGAAAGUGGAAAUACCAAAGUUGUGAAGGCCCGUAAAGAGGUUAUCCUGUCAGCAGGAUCCUUAACCAGUCCAAAGAUUCUGAUGCAUUCCGGAGUGGGACCAAAAGAGACGUUAGAACCUUUAGGCAUCAAGGUUAUCGAGGAUCUACCAGUUGGAAAGAACAUGAAGAACCACUGUGGAGCAACCCUGUACUUUAUUCUGAAGAAGGUGAAAAAUACCCAGGCUCUCGACUGGAGUGCUCUGACCGACUACUUGCUACAGAAUGAUGGGCCCAUGUCUUCCACUGGAAUUACACAGUUAACAGGUCUCCUGUACUCAAGCUACGCCAAAAAGGAGCUGAAACAGCCCGACCUACAAUUCUUCUUCAACGGCUUCUACGCUGAAUGUUCUAAAACUGGCGCUAUAGGAGAACCUGCCAAUGAUUGUCCUAAUUCUGGUUACAAUGUAUCAGCGAACGCAGUGUUCUUACUGCCACGUAGCGUAGGGUACAUGACGAUCAACUCCACCGAUCCUUUCGAGCAAGCUAUCUACGACCCGAACUUCUUCACAGACCCAGUAGAUAUGGAAGCCAUCAAGGAAGGACUCGAUUAUUUGCACCAAAUAUUCAAUAGCCAGCUUCUUCAAGAGCAAUAUGAAGUGGAACUGGAUCCAGCGUUCAUUGAUAAAUGUACGCAACCGGCCUGGUCUGAUGAGUGGAAGGAGUGCAUGAUCAGACUGCAUACUGAUCCUCAAAACCAUCAACUCGGUACCUGCGCCAUCGGGAAGGUCGUUGACCCAGAACUUAGAGUUUACAACCUUAAAGCUUUAAGAGUAUGCGACGCUGGAUCGAUGCCAUCACAGCCAACAGGAAACCCUCAAGGCGCAAUUAUGGCAGUCGCCGAAAGAUGCGCACACUUCAUCAAAGAAGCCUGGCAAUGA
Spodoptera littoralis (African cotton leafworm) is the source of this 1821-nucleotide messenger RNA. The record is from the annotation of a GenBank genome assembly. Lineage: Eukaryota; Metazoa; Arthropoda; Insecta; Lepidoptera; Noctuidae.